AUAUAUUCUCCACUCAAUAUGGCAGCCCAAACAAGUGUACUUGUAUCCCAGAGAAGAAUUUCACAACCGACAAUGAUGCUCACAUCACUAAGCAGCCAACCUGUUGAUGAGAGUAUAAUCAGGGAACAGGUUUUGUCGAUUCACAACUAUGAUGGUAGAGAAUUUAACACCAACUCCAUUUUGAGCAUGGCAGAAAAGGCUCUCAGCCUUGAAAUGGGUACUGCUCAAAAAGCUAUGGUGGAGGAGUUGAAAGAACUAGAAGAGCUCGAUAGUUACAAGCAACUUCCACUUCAUAUCAAACAACUUUCAUUCGAGAUAGCUUCCGGUGCAAUUGCAAAUCGACACUCCACCACAAUUCGUGUACUCAGCAUUUUGUCUCCAUAUUCAUGGGAGGAUAAGUUAGUCCUUAUGAUUGCAGCUUUCUCCAUAAUUCAUGGAGAAUUCAUCCUUAUUUCACGACUACUGCAAAAAGGCAAAGGAUUAGCCUGGAAGUUGGCACAUCUGAAACAAACUAGUCAUUGUCCAAUUCCAACACCAUUAUCCUCCGACAAUAACAACCAAAGAGAAAUUGAGGAUUGCUGCAUAAUUAGUUCAGCCAUAGAACUGACAAAAUGUGUGGUUGAGCUGAAACAAUGGCUAUCUUACUCCCCUCCGCAAUCUGUAAUUUCGGCCUUGCCAAUGGUUGCCUAUUGGAUAGGCAGAAAUGUUGUUAACUGUGCCGCCUAUCCCUGUGACCCUCACUUCAAGGUUCAAAAUGAACAUAGGGAAAUAACCACCUUAAUGGCUAUUUUCUCUACAGAACUAGCAAAGAAAAAGGAGGAAGAAUCUUAUGAAGCAUUGCGAAAUGCAUUAUAUCACGACACUUCUAAUAAUUUAGAAGUUUUCAAAUUAAUGUUUAAUGUUAAAGAUGAUGAUGAGAUGAUAUCUCGUGGGUCGGCAUUAAGGGAUUGGGAAAAGAGAUUAGUGAUGCUGCUAAUAACAUCAGGUGUUGGCGUCCUUGAAGAAUGGAUUCAUUUUUUAAAUUGGUUUGACUUCAACUCAAGAGCAUAUAUUAUUUGGAUCCCAAUCACACAGGAUGAUGCAUCAUGGAGCACUGAGUAUGAGCAACAAUGUCAUAAAGUAAGAAACAAGAUGUGGUUCUAUUGGUUGAAUGAUCCACAAAAAAGGAUGAGGCCACAAUUCACAAGAUUUGUUAAGGAAGAGUUGUUUAAAAUGAGAUGGAGAGAGGAACCCAUAAUUGUUUCACUUGACCGACGAGGAAGAAUUGCUCACUCAAAUGUCAUCCACAUGAUGCUCACCUGAGCCCCUGAUUAUAUUCAACAAGAUACAAUAGGGGUAAAGAUUGUUCCACAUAAGA
This is a messenger RNA of Ipomoea nil (Japanese morning glory), 1357 nucleotides long. RefSeq lists its product as uncharacterized. The coding region runs from base 19 to 1302 and encodes 427 amino acids. The transcript is spliced from 6 exons. The record is from RefSeq and is a predicted model, not a curated record. Gene Ontology annotation, biological process: phloem development. Lineage: Eukaryota; Viridiplantae; Streptophyta; Magnoliopsida; Solanales; Convolvulaceae.